CACGUCACUCGCAGUUCAGAGUUGAAAGUCAAUGGCAACAUGGCGGCAUUAACGAGAUACAGAGCGUUCUUUCAGUUUCUCAGACCCCAGAUGAGCGUUAUGGACAGCGGGAGCAUAUCUCAAGAUGUUUUGCAUUCAUUGCAGUACAAUAGGGCGCACUGUGCGCGUCAUGCCUUUUCUGGAGAGACACGAAAAUACAGCUCUGACGUUAAAUCUGGAGAUGACCUGAUCGUUAAAUACUUAGACGGUGAUGACUCAGGGAUUGUUGUUUUUGGGAUCGAUCGACCUAAAGCUAAAAAUGCCAUCAGCAAAAAUCUUGUUAAAAUGAUGUCUGAAGCUGUUGAGUCUGUGAAGAAGAACAGCAAAGUGCGUACUGUUAUCUUAUGCAGUAUUGUUCCUGGAAUAUUCUGUGCAGGUGCAGAUUUAAAAGAAAGAGCAAAGAUGCACCAGAGUGAAGUAGGACCAUUUGUUGCUAAAGCAAGGACCCUAAUAACGGAGCUUGGUAAUCUACCCAUGCCAACAAUUGCAGCCAUUGAUGGGGCAGCUCUUGGAGGAGGUCUUGAGAUGGCACUUGCCUGUGACAUCAGAGUUGCAGCCACCUCUGCUAAGAUGGGACUGGUUGAGACAAAAUUAGCCAUCAUUCCUGGAGCAGGGGGAACCCAGCGUCUGCCACGAACCGUAGGAGUGUCUGUAGCUAAAGAAUUGAUAUUUGCUGCACGGGUGCUGGAUGGUGUGGAAGCUCAGAGUCUUGGUCUGGUGAAUCAUGCUGUGGAGCAAAAUAAGAGUGGAGAUGCUGCAUAUCUACGAGCUCUAGAACUGGCCCGUGAAUUCAACCCUCGGGGACCAAUUGCAAUCAGAAUGGCGAAGCUAGCGAUCAACCAGGGCAUAGAGGUGGAUUUAACGACAGGAUUAGCUAUUGAAGAGGCGUGUUAUGCUCAGGUGAUUCCAACGAAAGACAGACUGGAAGGUUUGGCGGCAUUUAAAGAGAAACGUCUUCCUCGUUAUAAGGGCGAGUAACACUGGCCUAUCAACCACAAUUACAAACUGCUGCCUUCCAAAUUGCCAUCACUGUCAUCAAGGGUUGUAAAGAAUGUUACCUACCUGAAAUAGUUGGAUUAUUGCCAGACCCUUGGGGCUUGAUGAUGGUAAUACCUGUAAGAAUUUGAGCUAAAAUAUAUGAAUAGCAAGCUUUAAAAGUGAAUAAUGUUCCCUUGUCUGUGGGUCAUCAUGUUUCAAAAGCCCAUUUUCAAAGCUUCCUACUUCAAUUAUCUUUGCACAGUACAUAUUUUUUUGUGCUGAUCUUUAACAUUAGCAAGAUCUGAACAUCUUUAUAUUUUUUAUUUGUCAGUACAUAAUAUGAAAAGUUUUUAAUUGUUCACCUCCAUUUGAUUAAAAAAAAUGCAAACUAACAUAAGAUGACAAACAAAUGAUUCUGAUGGAUAUUAUUAUAUUUAUGCCAAGCUUACUACUCAGCCACUGGUUGGGUAGGUGAUUCUAUGAAUCAGCACUAAUAUAAUGUAUAUUAUGUAGUGAUAUGUACACACGUGAAACUUGAGCUUAGAGGUGCAUAGAAAUGACCACUGAACACUGUUUUACAAGGAUUAAAAACUGUUGUAAUGUAAAUGUAGUACAGUAUUUGUAGUUAAUGCAAUAAAACCUUAAAACCUA
This is a messenger RNA of Triplophysa dalaica, 1668 nucleotides long. It is a transcript of the gene auh, whose product is annotated as AU RNA binding protein/enoyl-CoA hydratase. NCBI's taxonomy places the organism in Eukaryota, Metazoa, Chordata, Actinopteri, Cypriniformes, Nemacheilidae. Gene Ontology annotation, biological process: fatty acid beta-oxidation. Gene Ontology annotation, cellular component: mitochondrion. The coding region runs from base 40 to 1017 and encodes 325 amino acids. Gene Ontology annotation, molecular function: enoyl-CoA hydratase activity. The record is from RefSeq and is a predicted model, not a curated record. The transcript has 10 exons.